Messenger RNA from Purpureocillium lilacinum, 396 nucleotides. NCBI's taxonomy places the organism in Eukaryota, Fungi, Ascomycota, Sordariomycetes, Hypocreales, Ophiocordycipitaceae. The record is from RefSeq and is a predicted model, not a curated record.
AUGAUGCUACUGCUGUUGCUUCUGCUGCUGCUAAUUACGGCACAGCCGCAGAUACACACACAUACGCACACACAUCAAACGGGACAAGGACAUCUCCGGGCGAUUGAUGAAUGUGUCCUGCAAUCCAUAUCCCAUAUCCAUAUCCAUACCUAUCUCGCGAGCCUGUCAGUCAACCGAUUGGAGAGAGUAAGAAGAAAGGAGAAAGCCGUUGGAUUGAGUGGCGUGUUUCGUUGGAUCUGCACUGCGAUAAGAAAGCCAAAAAAACGCCAGCGCCCGUCCUCGGCCCGUGCUGUGACUGGCUCCCAGCAGAAAAAAAAACCAUGCCCGGGUGCAUAUUGGCAGGGGGGCAUGGCAUGGCAUGGUUUGGUGAAGUGCUGCACGGUGGAGGUUCUUUGA